UAGGUCAGAACCAGACCCAGAAACGAGAGAGAGAGAGAGAGAGGGUUUAUCAAUUCGCCUCCAUUAACCAGUAGAGAGAAGAGAGAGAAAAUUUAUAUAACAGAGUCUAGAGAGAGAGAGAGAGAAACCAUUGAAACUGGGUUUUCAAUUUCAAUUUCAAUUUCCCAAUUUCAUAGCACCACGCGCUCUGUGACUGAAAAUUUUCAAGCUAUGUAUGUUUUUUGAUUGUUAAAGCGCGCGCGUGGUGUGUACUGUGUGGUUGCUGCGAUUUUGUAUGAGAUACAGAGUUUCGUAUUUGAUGGAUGAGAUCUGGGAGAGGGCCGUUGAAACGGCGUUAGAAGGCGAGAAGGAUGAUGCUUCGACGCGGACGCUAACCCUAGACGGCGCCGUUAAGUGUGUUCAGGGGCGGUUACCACCACCGAGCCUUCUAGAGAGGUUCGAGAAUCUUCAGCAUCUGUCGAUAGCAAACGUCGGCGUUUCGUCGUUGGAGCAGUUCCCGAGGCUGAGGAGUUUGCAGAAGCUGAACCUCUCUGACAACCGCAUCGCCGGCGGGUUGGAGUUUCUGGUGCAGGCGGGGCUGGACUCGCUGCGGGAUCUUGAUUUGUCGAAUAAUCGGAUUCAGUUUAUUGAGGAUCUUGCGCCGUUGGCGGAGGUGAGGUUGGUGUCGCUGGAUCUGUAUGAGUGUCCGGUGACUAGGGUGAAGGAUUAUCGAUCUAGGGUUUUCGGGUUGAUUAAGUCGCUGAGGUUUCUGGAUAAGAUGGAUGCGGAUGGGAAUGAGAGGCCGGAGUCGGAUGAUGAGGAGGAGGAGGAAGAGGAGGAGGAGGAGGGGGAGGAGGAGGAUGAUCCGGGGAGUGGGGAGAUUGAUGGCGAGGAGGAUCGUGGGUUUGGGGUGAAGAAUGGGCAUGUUGAAGGGGCUGAUGGUGUUGUGGAUGCUGAUGAUGAUGAGGAGAGCGAUGCCGAUGAGGAGGAGGUGGAGACCUCGAGGGGUAGGGUGAACGGCGGGUCGAACCAUGUGGAGAACGGGUUCCGUGUUGCCCCUGCUGGGGGCGAUGAUGUGGAGGAGGAGGAUGAUGAGGAUGAUUCCGGGGAGGAGAUUGAUGAGGAGGGUGGCGACGAUGAGGACGAUGAUGAUGAUGACGUUGUUGAAGUUCAUGAGAUUGUGGAUAGUGACGACGAUGAUGAGGACGGUGUUGAGUUUGAUGAGGAUGACGAUGACGAGGAUGAUGAGGAGGAAGAGGUGGAUAAUGAUGAAGGGGAUUUCGCUGAGCCGGAGAGUACUGGGAGGUUGACUAGCACUGAGGGCGAGAUUGAUGGUCAUGAGCAGGGGGAGGAAGAUGGGGACGAUGAUGACAUCGGGGAGACUGGAGAAGAUGAGAUGGGGAUAGAGGAAGACGAUGGAGAGUUUGAAGAUGAUGAUGAAGAGGAUGACUAUGGUGGCGGAUAUCUUGUUCAGCCGGUUGCGCAGUCUGAGGCUCUGAAUACUGCUGAUGUUGCUGACGUGGAUGAUGUAAAUGAGAAUGGUGAAGAGGAGGAGGAAGAGGAAGUUGACGACGACGAUGAUGAUGUCCAGGUGCUGCCUGCUGCUGCUACCUCUUCACACCCGAAAAGGAAGAGGGAUGAUGAUGCUGAUGACAGUGAAGAAGAAGAUGAAGAUGAUGAAGACGUGGUAGCAUUCUCAAAGCCGUCAAAGAAGCAUCAUUGACCCUGGGUUAUAAUUUAUCUGAUUUUCGUGUUCUGUUGUUGAUGGCUUCCAAGUACUGGAAGCAGAGAAACCUUAAAACCUCAGUGUUAGAUAGAACAAUGGAUAGUUGUUAGGGAUUUAGCUCUCUUGGACAGAGGACAUAUUAGGAAAAAAAGAAUUGUAUGUUGUUGGGUGGAAAUAUGUUGAAGUUCAAAAAGUGGUUAGUGUUUUUCCCUCGUUGUUGCCUUGCCUUUGACAUAUAGCCGUUGUUGUUCUAUUAAAUAUUCAAAUGGCAGUUAUCAGA
Messenger RNA from Lotus japonicus, 1985 nucleotides. RefSeq names its product acidic leucine-rich nuclear phosphoprotein 32-related protein. The transcript is spliced from 2 exons. Lineage: Eukaryota; Viridiplantae; Streptophyta; Magnoliopsida; Fabales; Fabaceae. Bases 275 to 1702 code for a protein of 475 amino acids. The record is from RefSeq and is a predicted model, not a curated record. Gene Ontology annotation, molecular function: histone binding. Gene Ontology annotation, cellular component: nucleus.